Messenger RNA from Sitophilus oryzae (rice weevil), 4918 nucleotides. RefSeq names its product multidrug resistance-associated protein 4-like. Gene Ontology annotation, cellular component: membrane. The coding region runs from base 348 to 4346 and encodes 1332 amino acids. Gene Ontology annotation, molecular function: ABC-type transporter activity; ATP binding; ATP hydrolysis activity. Gene Ontology annotation, biological process: transmembrane transport. The transcript has 16 exons. The record is from RefSeq and is a predicted model, not a curated record. Lineage: Eukaryota; Metazoa; Arthropoda; Insecta; Coleoptera; Curculionidae.
UCAGUUCGUGCGCCAAACCAAACAGUUGCCGGCUGACUGUCGCGCGAUUUGGGAGUUUCGAUAAUUUGCUUUCUCUCAUCAUCAGCAUGAUCGUGGAAGCGAAAUAAUGCGCGUGAUUAUCUCAACAUAUAAACGAAAAUUAUUAAUUAAUAUACACGCGCGAGUGCGGUGCUAGUUACAAGUUAUUUAGUACGUGUUUUUGUGAUAUAUUUUUCAAAUAAAUCUACUAUCAUUAAAUUUAAAGGUAGAUUCAAAUAAGACUGUUAAAGUGCCAAACCUGCAUAGGAGUUAAGACAUUUGUUACUAGUGGAUUUUGAAGAGUUUAUGGUUCUUUCUAAUUAUACACCAUGGAUUUUACAAAAGAAAACGUCAAUCCCAAUCCUAGAGAUAAAGCCACACCAUUCGGUCUGAUCUUUUUCACAUACACGAUUGGGAUGUUCAAAAAAGGUUACUCGAAGACUUUCGAAGUGGAUGACCUGUACAAUCCCAUCAAGAGUGAUAGAAGUAUGAUUUUGGGUGAUAGGUUGGAAAGGGCAUGGAAUAAAAUUUAUGAAAAAUCCGUCCAGAAAAAUCGAAAACCCAGUCUUUUUAUUAGCACUUAUCACCGCAUUUUGCCAGAAUACACAAUGUUAGCAAUAAUAAUGAUAUUAAUGAAUGUGUUCAGUUUGCUGGAACCAUUAAUGUUAGGAAACCUCUUAAACUACUUCAGGAACGAUAGUGAUAUUACUAAAGAUCAGGCGUUCAUAUAUGCUGGUGCUAUUGUAAUUUGUAUUUUUGCUACUACACUUUUGAAUAACCAAUAUAUCAUGGGUGCUUUUCAUGAUGGAAUGAAAGUAAGAGCAGCUGCAUGUGCUCUUAUAUACAGAAAGUCGUUAAGAUUGAGUAAAACAGCUUUGGGAGAAACGGCAUCAGGAAAAAUUGUGAAUCUGUUGUCCAACGAUGUUAGUCGAUUCGACUUGGUCAGUAUUUUCAUCCAUCACAUGUGGGCCUCCCCAAUCAUCACAUUUAUUGUUACAUACUUCUUGUGGGCAGAAGCAGGAUGGGCAGGACUAAUUGGUAUCGCAACUGUAUUUGUAGUAGUACCAAUUCAAGGCUAUACGGGUAAACUGUCCGCAGUCUACAGGAAAGCUACAGCUUUGAAAACUGACGAAAGAGUUCGAUUGAUGGAUGAGAUUCUUUCAGGUAUACAGGUUAUAAAGAUGUACGCCUGGGAGAAACCAUUUGCCAAGCUAAUUAAAUUUGCUAGAAAAGCUGAACUAAAAAUUAUUACUAAAUCUUCAUACGUCCGAGGUCUCUAUAUGACCUUUAACCUGUUUACUACUCGAGUGGCCUUAUUUAGUACUCUUAUUACUCUUGCCUUAACAGACAAACCAAUCACCGCCUCAGCAGCUUUUGUUUUGAUGUCUUACUUGAACUUAGUUUCUCAUACAAUGUCUCAAAUGUUUGUAAGAGGUAUAUCUGAAAUGGCUGAGCUUAUUGUGGCUAUUCACCGUUUGGAAGAAUUUAUGCUUAACGAUGAAUUUGAUGCUCAAAAACCGUUAUCUAUGAGCGACAAUAACGAAGAAGAUAAAUAUAUAGUUAAAUUGCAAGACCUAACAGUAAAAUGGAACGCCAGAUUAUCAGAUACUGCUUUAGAUAACAUUAAUCUAUCAGUCCGAAAGGGAAUGCUUGUUGGCAUUAUUGGCCCAGUAGGAAGUGGAAAAAGUUCGCUACUUCAAACAAUUUUAGGAGAACUAGAAUUGGUAUCCGGAAAAAUUAAUUUAAACGGAACUAUUUCUUAUGCAUCUCAAGAGCCUUGGGUCUUUGCCGCAACAGUUAGGCAAAAUAUUUUGUUUGGGGCAGAUUAUGAUAAAAAGAGGUAUAGCGAUGUAGUGAAGGCGUGUGCACUGGAAAAAGAUUUCGACCAGUUCUCUAACGGCGAUUUAACUAUUGUUGGCGAUAGAGGAGCCUCUUUAAGUGGUGGACAGAAAGCUAGAAUUAAUCUUGCCAGAGCAAUCUACAGGGAAGCUGACAUUUAUCUGCUAGAUGAUCCUCUAUCCGCUGUAGAUAUCCAUGUUUCUAAACAUCUUUAUGAUCUCUGUAUCAAUGGUUAUCUUUGUGACAAAACUCGUAUUCUAGUAACUCAUCAAGUGCAUCAUUUAAAGGACGCUGAUCAUAUUAUUAUCUUUAAUAAUGGAAAAAUUGAAAAUGAAGGUUCGUUUAAAGAAUUAUCAGAAAGUGAUAAUCUCUACGCCAAAUUGCUAACCAGCGAACCGGAGAUUUCCGAAGAAGAGAAGCAAAAACUUACGGAAUACGCCAGGGCAGAUAGGAAGAUGUCUGUAAAGAGUAUUAAAUCUCUGGCAAGUGCGUUAAGUGAACUUAGCAUACCUGAAGCAAUAUUAGCUGAACAGGAUGAGGAUGAUGACGAAAAAGAAGAUGAACCGGAAAUUAAGAUGAAGGAUCUUCAGGAAGAAUCUUCCAAAGGAAAAGUUCACGGAAGUUUACUACUAAAAUAUUUCUUUGCUGGAGGAAAUUGUUGCUUUGUCUUCACUGUUAUUGCCUUAUAUUUAUUAGCUCAAGGUGCAGCUAUGGGGGUAGAUUACUUCGUCAGUUUUUGGGUGAAAGUAGAAGAGUUGAAAACAACGAACCUCAAUUUAACAGCUACAGGAAAUAACGUUAACAAUAUUACUUCUGAUGUAGAAAUUUCUCCUCUAAACGUAUUCGAUGCGCUUCACUGGGAACGAGAUACCUUUAUAUAUAUUUAUGGAGGGCUAGUUUUGGCACUAUUCUUCUUAGCAUUAAGUCGCUCCAUGCUGUUCUACAAGCUAACUAUGAUUUGCUCUCAAAAGUUACACGACAGUAUCUUCUCUAGCGUUGUUCGAGCUCCCAUGAGAUUUUUUGAUACCAAUACCGGUGGAAGAAUUUUAAAUAGAUUUUCAAAAGAUAUAGGAUCAGUAGAUGAACUGCUGCCUAAAGCAAUUUUAGAUGCUUCUCAAUUAAUUUUGAUGGCAUUGGGAUCAAUUGUGCUCAUAACUGUAGUUAAUCCAAUGUUUUUGAUUGUGGUGGUUGUGAUCGGUGCUAUUUCUUUAGUUUUACGAAGUAUAUUUUUAAGGACUUCGAAAAAUAUCAAACGACUUGAAGGCAUAAUGAGAAGUCCAGUUUUUACACAUUUGAAUGCGACUUUAAACGGUUUAACAACGAUUCGUGCAUUUGGAGCUCAGAAUAUUCUACGUGAUGAGUUUGAUAAACAUCAAGAUUCCCACACCAGCGCUUGGUUUAUGUACAUUGCUGCCAGUUCAGCGUUUGGGUUCUGUAUGGAUCUCCUCUGUUUUAUUUUCAUCACUUUAAUUACCUUCAGUUUUCUAACUUUUGGAGAAGAUAUUGGGUUGAGCGGUGGAGAAGUUGGAUUAGCCAUUACACAAGCAAUUUCAUUAUCCAUGAUGGUACAAUGGGGUUUGCGCCAGUCUGCCGAAGUAGCUAAUCAGUUAAUGUCGGUAGAAAGAGUACUAGAAUAUAAACAAUUACCAGCGGAAAAAGAACCGGUAAACCCUAAAAAUCCACCCUCCAGCUGGCCUGACAAAGGGGAAGUAAUUUUUGAAGACAUGGGACUGAAAUAUGAUGAGGAAGGAGCUUUGGUUUUGAAGCACUUGGAUUUGACGAUUAAACCCAAUGAAAAAGUUGGAAUUGUGGGAAGAACUGGAGCAGGGAAAUCUUCGUUGAUCUCCGCACUUUUCCGUUUAGCAAACGUAGAAGGCAAGAUCAAAAUUGAUGAAAUGAAUACACAAGAUAUUCCUUUAGAAACUUUAAGAUCAAACAUUUCUAUAAUACCGCAGGAUCCAGUUCUGUUUUCUGGUACAUUGCGUUAUAAUUUAGAUCCGUUUGAUCAAUACAACGAUGAUACCUUAUACAAAGCUAUUGAAGACGUCGAAUUAAGAGAUCCAGCUAACAUAAUCAACAGAUUGGAAAACAGAGUAAUGGAUAGAGGGGCCAACUAUAGUGUAGGACAAAGACAACUCAUUUGUUUAGCCAGAGCAAUUAUUCGUAAUAACAAAAUAUUAAUGUUGGAUGAAGCUACUGCUAACGUCGAUCCACAAACCGAUGCCUUGAUUCAGAAAACCAUCCGGAAGAAGUUUGCCGACUGUACUGUCCUUACAGUCGCUCAUCGUCUCAACACAAUAAUGGAUUCUGAUAAAGUUUUGGUUAUGGACUCUGGAACGAUGGUUGAAUUCGAUCACCCGCACAAUCUGUUGCAGAAUCCAAACAGUGUUUUCUACAAUAUGGUACAAGAAUCGGGCAGAUCUAUGUCCGAGCAGCUCAGAAAAAUAGCAAAGGAGAGUUUUUUAAGACAAGAUAGUCUCCUAGAAUAGCCCAAAGCCUGAUUUUAUUCUGGUAUUAAAUAUUAUGUGUUUUAGAAGCUAACAAAACUUAAAAUGUUUCACACUGUGAUAGUAUUAUAAUUACUUACAUAUUAAAGUAUAUUUCUUAAUUUUGUGCAUUAGAACUCGGUGAUAAAAAUAUUAUAUCUUUAAUAGUUUAGUUAAUAAAUAACAGAAACAAUAUAUUUUAAUACAUCCAGAGUAACUGGUAGAAACAUACAUAGAGAAACAAUUUAGUAUGGUGCUAAAAUACUUAAUGCAAUGAAUACAAAUCUUGUUAGUUGUAAGAUUAAACGUAGUUUUUAAGGCAGCCUAUUUGCAAUGGAAAUCCUACUUAAUUUUUUGUUUUUUUAAUUAAUAUUUUUUUGUUUUAUAUAUUUAUAAAGCAAGUUUUUAAUUAUAACAACUAUUUAUUGUAAAGUCUAAAAGGAAAAUUAAUGGUGCUUAAAUGUAAAUGUACUUAAUUUUUAUAUACUUAGAUAAACAUUAUAAAUAAUUGAUAUUUUUUAAGUGUAAAUAUUUAUGUAUUUUCUUAAUUAUAUAGAAUUAUAUUGAUAUUUUUA